Nannizzia gypsea CBS 118893 is the source of this 360-nucleotide messenger RNA. RefSeq lists its product as hypothetical. The record is from RefSeq and is a predicted model, not a curated record. The coding region runs from base 1 to 360 and encodes 119 amino acids. NCBI's taxonomy places the organism in Eukaryota, Fungi, Ascomycota, Eurotiomycetes, Onygenales, Arthrodermataceae. The transcript has a single exon.
AUGGUCAAGUGGACAGCGAAUGGAGAAGUCCUCCUUCAAAGAGAGCAGCGUGUCCCGUCUCAUCUAGACUCGAUAUCGAAGCAAAAAGAAACGGAAGUCUUCAACCUUCAGCUUCGAUUUACACCAGGAGUUACCAAGGCAAAGGGCCCUCGGAAAGGUCGAAGGCGUCCAUCGUCCUCUCUGUGUGGCUCACCCACAGCGCUAGAGAGGCUCGGGUUUCUUGGGGAUCACCGUCAGAGAUCCGUCUAUCUCGAUCUGAACCCCGAGAGUCAGGGCGAGGUGUCGAUCAACCCGAAGCCAAAACGCCCUUUACAGUCGCCCACGCGCGAAAACAUGUGCUGGACGGGCAGAAAUCAAUAG